AUGAGCAAAAGAGGUGCAGGAAAUUCGGGCAACAAGCUAAGAGUAACCCUCGCACUUCCAGUCGGGGCUUUAAUAAACUGUGCUGACAACACAGGUGCCAAAACUCUUUACAUCAUGGCAGUCCACAGAAUCGGUGCAAGACUCAAUCGUCUUCCAGCUGCCUCUGUCGGCGAUAUGGUCUUGGUAACAGUGAAAAAAGGCAAGCCAGAGCUCAGGAAAAAGGUUAUGCCAGCUGUCAUCGUAAGACAAAGGAAACCAUGGCGACGAUCUGACGGAAUCUUCAUUUGCUGUGAAGACAAUGCAGGAGUCAUUGUAAAUCCUAAAGGAGAAAUGAAAGGCUCAGGUGUCUCUGGCCCAGUCACAAAAGAAUGCGCAGAUCUCUGGCCUAGAGUGUCAUCUAACGCAGGAGCUAUAGUUUAA
Messenger RNA from Blepharisma stoltei, 420 nucleotides. The record is from the annotation of a GenBank genome assembly. Lineage: Eukaryota; Ciliophora; Heterotrichea; Heterotrichida; Blepharismidae.